UUGUCAUUGUUUACCUAAAUGUUUCUUUAAUGAUAUUAUGUGUUGGAUAUGUGUUGGUUCCAGUGAUUCCAAUGGAAGUGUUGGUUCCAAUGGAAGUGCCUUUUACCUUGCUCGCAUGUUUUUAUCGUGCUAUCGCACAGUAUUGUUUCUGUUCAAGGAGCAUGGUGUAUCUAUGAAGUGAUACGUUGUCCACACUUCAAUCCUUGCCAUAGCCAUAUUGGACCGUACUCUGCGAGCUGCUGCCACAGCCCCACAAAGAGAGGACGAUGUGGCGCUCGCAUCGCUUUGUUUCUGCGCUGGCAGCAUUGCCAGCCCUGGCAUUGCUUGCACCUGGGGCUUCCUUCGUGGAGAGCCACGUGGCAGACCGCGUUCGACGACAUCAGGAACUUACACUCAGACGAGCAUCGAAGAAGCCAGAGCAUGAUGAAGACUUCUUGCAUCCAGAGGGGAGCUUUACCUUGCCUGCAGUGAUAGGGGGUUUUGCCGGACUCUGUCUAUCAUUUCUGGUGGCCAGCAUGCAAAUGAUGCCAUCAGUUGCGGAGGAUGGAUCUCCCACAGGCUUUGCCGAGUUUGCUCGAAAAGGGGGGAAGAUGGAUGCCGAUGUUGGAUGCUUCUUUGUCCAGUGCGGGAAGCAGACUAAGGAGUGCUUUGCGGAAGAUGGAAGAUGCUUGAAAGGUGCAAUGUGCUUGGCUCGCUGCCGUGGAGACUCUGACUGUGCUACUCAGUGCUUUGCAGAGUACGGAUGCCCCAGGCUAGAUGCAUGGUUGAACUGCACUGUGGAGAAGGAGCAGUGUGUUAGCGUGCCAGCAGGCACAUAUGAUGUGAAGAAGUUCUAUGCAGAGAAUAUCCCAACGAAGAUGAAGGAUUUUGACGUGAGGAAGCUGGAGGGGAAGUGGUACAAAGUGAGGGGCUACAACCCCAAAUAUGAUUGCUACCCUUGCCAGACCAACACCUUCAAGUAUAACACUGAAACCAAAAAGAUGGAGACGGAGGUGAAGCUCCGAGUGGCGAGAAAGAAGAGUGGCGGAUAUUGGGAGAAUGUCUUGACAGAACAGAUGGAUGUGCAGAGUCCUUCUGAUCGGAGCACUUUGUUUGCAAAGGGAGAGAUUUUUGGUCUUUCCUUCCAAGAAGAGUGGUACGUGCUGGGGGCAGAUGAUGAUUUUGUAAUGACUGCUUAUGUGGGCAACAACCUACAGGACGCCUAUAAAGGCAGCUUCGUGUAUGCGCGAACGCCCGAGCUAUCUGCGGAAGCAGAAGCCAAAGCCAGGGCAAUUGCGGAAAAAAGUGGACUGGACUGGUCGAAGUAUUGCGUAAUCGACAACGCUUGUCCUGAGCAACCUCCAGUGGACUAUUCAUCUCCAGUGUCGAUGAACCUAGAUGACAUGCAGGACCUUCUUGAGUGGUUCGCACCAGGCUCCACAAGAGGGGGGACUGUCAAGGACGCGAACUUCACAGGCGACUAUUAGCUGGAAGUGAAGGCCGCGAGAAGCCUGACCUCCGCCAUGUCCUCUCUGUGCCAAUGGACAAAGGCUAAGGCGGCCAAGAUCGGCCAAGCCGGGCUGGAGUCAGUCAUGGUGACCGCUCGCAACUGGCUGCCAUGAUUGCACCCUUUUUUAAGAAGACGUGAGCAGGUGAAUGCAGGUGGGCAGGUGCAGACCUGAUAUCAUUCUUACAUGGAGUUUCUACCACUUCGGGCGUUUGAAGCCCUGGAGGGUGACAAUGCGUGUAUC
This is a messenger RNA of Durusdinium trenchii, 1730 nucleotides long. The record is from the annotation of a GenBank genome assembly. NCBI's taxonomy places the organism in Eukaryota, Dinophyceae, Suessiales, Symbiodiniaceae.